AGACCGAAGCCGGGGUGCGGGCGGCUCCGCGGCUGCGCGGGCUGCGGGCGGCGCGUGCUGGCGGCGGCGGCGCAGUCCCGGCCCCGCGCCCGCGGCGCCCCCGCUGCGGCCGGAGCGGCCUGGCUGCGGGAUCCGUGCGCAGCGAUGGUGCUGCCUCCCCGGCAGCGCCCGGGGUCCUGGGCGCCGCUGCUCUGGCUGCUGCUCGCCGGGCCCGCCGCCUGCGCUGCCAGCCCCGCGGACGACGGCGCGGGCCCUGGGGGCCGGGGACCCCGGGGCCGCGCGCGGGGGGACGCGGGCGCAGACGAAGCGGUGCCGCGCCACGACUCCUCCUACGGCACCUUCGCCGGGGAGUUCUACGACCUGCGCUACCUGUCCGAGGAGGGUUACCCUUUCCCUACUGCUCCUCCUGUGGACCCAUUUGCCAAAAUCAAAGUGGAUGACUGUGGAAAAACUAAGGGAUGCUUUAGGUAUGGGAAACCAGGCUGUAAUGCAGAGACCUGUGACUACUUCCUCAGCUACCGGAUGAUUGGGGCCGACGUGGAAUUUGAACUGAGUGCAGAUACUGAUGGUUGGGUAGCAGUUGGAUUCUCUUCAGACAAGAAAAUGGGUGGUGACGACGUCAUGGCCUGUGUCCAUGACGACAACGGCAGGGUCCGCAUCCAGCACUUCUAUAAUGUGGGCCAGUGGGCAAAAGAAAUCCAGAGAAAUCCUGCCAGAGAUGAAGAAGGAGUUUUUGAGAACAAUCGGGUCACCUGCAGAUUUAAACGCCCCGUAAAUGUUCCCAGAGAUGAAACAAUUGUCGAUCUGCAUUUGAGUUGGUAUUAUCUGUUUGCAUGGGGUCCAGCCAUUCAGGGCUCUAUCACCCGACAUGAUAUAGACUCACCGCCCACUUCAGAGCGUGUUGUGAGUAUUUACAAGUAUGAAGACAUUUUCAUGCCAUCUGCUGCCUAUCAGACCUUCUCCUCUCCGUUUUGUUUGCUUCUCAUUGUUGCCCUGACUUUCUACUUACUGAUGGGAACCCCUUAACUACAGCCACGAAGCCAACGCAUUAUGGAUGAGAAAAGUCUUUGGUAUAAAGUAUUUUUAAAGAAUAUGCAGUAUAAUUUCAACUUCUAUUAUUCAAAAAAAAAAAAGACUCAUACAUUUUCAGUUUUUUUGGAAGAAAAGGCAGGCUUCUUUUCUCAUCUAAGAAGAUGUUUAAUAAUGAUGCCAUACUUUUGGAAUAUGCUUUAAACUUUUCUAAGCACUUUCAAAUGUGUUUUCUUAUGUGAACUCACACCAUUUCUGAGUUGGCAUCUUAAUGGGAUUUGAGACCCAGGAGAACUGUCUUUUUUAUGAGCACAUGCUAAUUAGCCUUGGCUACACCAUCGGAUAAUGCCGAGGGCAGAGAAAGAGCAAGGUGUAGAAAUCAUGGCUCUAGAUAACCUUCACUCUUCCAAUCACACCACCAAGAGAGUUAUUUGGUGAAUUGCUAAGAAGAAUGUCACUGGAUAGCCUGGAUAUCCCUAAGUGCACAAUCUUUUAGGCAGAAGAUCUUUCAAAAUCUAUGAACCAUAAAUGCUUUUGGCUAUUUACACAGUGAUAGGGAGAAUGGGAGAAACUACAAUGAUGUGGAAAUAGUUCAUAUUUAUUUGAAAUGAGAAAACCUUUUUUAAUGCUGUUUGGAAAAGGUAGAAAUGAAAUUGUGAGUGUUGCUGAAAAUGUAAAAUUAGAUUAAUGAUAAAAACAUGGGCCUAUUUUAGCAGUUAGAAUGUGGAUUCUUCUACCACUAUAUUUUAUAAACCAAGGUAUUCACCCAUGGUGACAGCUAAUUCUGUUGUCACAGUCAGCAUACACUAAAUAUUAUUAAAUACAUAUUAUAAUAGGCAAAUCACCUUAAUAAAAGUUUAAGUCAUUUUGAUAGCAAAUAAACAUUUUUGGAAAUUUGGAGUAGAAACUUUUUAAAGAUGAGGCUUUUUUCCUCUUAAUUAGAAAAUGGGAAGUGACCCUUAAAGUGAAUUCAUAUCAAGUGAGUAUCCAUUCAAAGUGUUCAGUCAUUGAUCAUAAUGACUUGACCUCAUGCAUUUUCUUUUUUAAAGGAACCCAGGUGUUCCUGUGUUCCAAUGUCUGCGCUAACAGCUCAUUUAAAGGAAAAAAGCCUAUGGGCAUAGUCACACACAUUGUAGAGUUCCAGAGUCAUCUUGCUUGCUCCCAGUGCUUUUACACUGGCUUCAACUUGGAGGUUUUGUUAUUAAACAUCACUGGAGGCUGAUUUCUAAUACCAACCUUGGAAUUCAUGCGGGGUGACCGUCCUCCUGUGGGAAGAACGUUCAUAUUCUUCUGGAAUUAAACAAAAAUAAUAAAAUAAGGAAACAAGGCAAUAGGUAAACAUUGAGUGUGACAUUGCACAGUUGACUGAGAGCAUCUGAGUGAAGCAGGAGAAAUAAUCCUCAUUGCAGAUGCAGAGAAGUUACCUAACAUCAGGUGAGCAAUGGUACUGAGAGGACACGAGCCACCUGGUUCAGGUCUCCACCUGACCAUCAUGGCCGGGUAACUCAGCCUUCCAGUCAUGGCUGAGGAUGGUCGGUGAAGCCCCUUCUAGGCUAGAGUGGUUGUUCAGGAGUGAGGAUACUGAGUAUGCAGGCACCCACAUUGUAAAUAAGAAAGGAAAUAUUUUUAUAUUUCACUCUUUGUGUACAAUAUUUCAGGUAUAAAUAGGCUAAAAGUAAAGAGAAACUUCAGCUUGUCUCUUUUGCAGGCAGGGAAGGAAUAAAUGAAUGAAAUUUUCUUUCUGCUUACUUUUCACGUACAUUUCAAGUCAAGCUAAUUUUUUCACCAAUUGUUUCUAUUCCGAUUACCCGUUUUGCAUAUUUGUGCUUAGAAUUUUCAAUUACUUCUUUUUGCCAUUAAGGUAAAAUGCAAACUAUUUUCAUCACCUCCAAUAUCAUCUUUUGACACCGCUGCUCAUUUUUUAUGUCCCAGCAAAACAAUUGCUCUCGGUUCUUUGAACCUGCUUUCUCACCUCUCGCGGUGUUCCUUGUGCCCAGACACUGCACACUAACUGCUUGCUGAACUCCAACUAAUCAUUCAGAUCACAGCUUACCUAUUUCUUCCUCCAACCCCCUGGACAGGGUAGGUUUUAGGUCUCUGGCAAAUGUUCCCAUAGCACACUGGAUAUCCCUAUCCUGUUACUCAUCACACUUUACUGUCACUGGUAAAUCAUUCUCCCUGCUAACUCCCUAAACAGGAACCUUUUCUUCUUACCCAUCACUGUAACAUAUACUACCACCUAGUAAGUGAUGUCAACUUGGUGAGGUGUUGGGUUCAGAGAGUGGGGUCCUUGGAUUACCUCUGAUAAAUUUCAUUAGAGUUCCCCUUGCAGCAGCACAUGAUGAGUUUCCCUGUGAGGCAAAAACUUUUGUUUAUAUCCAAAAGGGCAGGCUUAUUAUUUAAAAAAAAAAAAAAAAAGGAAAGGAGAAGACACUUGUACAGACACAAGUGGGCAGAAAGAACUGCCUCUAAAAGGGACAGGUUUGUUAAAAGAGAUGCCUACAUAGUCACAGGUGGGCAGGAGAGCUAUGUUUGGAAGGGACGGGCAUGUUCUAAUGUAAUCUUUCCGUGGGGAAGGUGUUCCUUUCUAUGUGGAAUUGUUAACUGUUAGGUUAAUUACUUCUAUGGCAUGACUAGAUAGGUCUGAAGAGGAUGGUGAUUCUCCAUAAUGGUCCUUAAUCUAUAUUCCUUCAUCUCUGUUUCACACCUGUGGGUGUUUUCUAAAGCAGCCUUUUACACUGGCCAAAAGUUCCACAUCCUCUCUUCCCAGCCAGGCCUAAAGAUUUUUCAUUUCUAUAGCUAGUUAUUUGAUGAUCUAAAUCAUCUUUACCCUCACUUCCAGUUUCCGGUCUUGUCAUGCCACCUUUCCAAAUUUUCUACUCUAAACCUUGGUCAGUGAGGACUCAAGAAAACAUCUGUUCAAUGAAUAGAGAAAUGAAACUACCUGUAUGUCAAGUUUGUUUUGUUCAGAAGGAUUGUGUUUCAUAUACACUGCCAGACUGGGCAACUUUUUAUACUCUUUCACCUCUGAUCAAGCCAUAGCCAUUCCUUUAGCAAAUACUGAGCUCUGACUUUUGAAACAUAAACGGGAAGAUCAUUAGUAAUGAUGCUGUCUAGUUUUGUAAAACAUAGCUGACAUUUUUAAUAUCAUUGCUCAGAAAUAGGAAUUAACAGACCGUGGAUGCAGAAUAGCAUUUGACCAUGUCAGAGAAUCAUCAGUUUAUAGACAUGCUAAUGAUGUUAAAAUCUGUAGACUUCAAUUUUAUUCAUUCUUACUCAAUAUAAGAGAAUCAACUUCUAUUUUAUCUCUGUAUUCCAUUUUCUAACAAUGUACUUGUUACAGGGAGAUGCCAAUCAGAGUAUUUUUGUAAAAUGCCCAAAUGGAGUAAUGCUACUAGCUAAAUGCAUUCAGUGCUGUUCUAAGCACAUUACAUGGAUUAACUCACUUAAUCCUCAUGACAACCCUAAGAAGUACAUUCUAUAAUUCCAUUUCAUAGAUGAAGUAACUGAGGCAAGUCAUUUAGCAUAAAUUACCACUGCUGGUAAGUUUGUAGAGACCAUUUUAUCCAAUGCCCUUAUUUUAAAAGGGGGCAGCUGAGACUUACGGAGGUGAUAUGGUUACCCAUACAUUCAUGUCUUCAUGCACAUUCAUUAAAAGGAACCCAUUAUUCACAUUCAAAUUAGUUCCCUUCCCCUUUAGUAAUUAAUUUACAAUAAAUAAGGGGACUGUUUAUAGUUAUAUUUAGGGAAAGGGACACAUUUCACUUGCUAUCAACUUUCUUCUCAAAAACAUUUUAAUUACUUUACCAGGCAUUUUCGUGCUUUCAAUAUUUUUUUUUUCUCCCAAUAGACAGAGUGAAUAAGCCGGGAAGGAUGUAUUUGUCUUAGUUAAUUCUUAAAAGUGACCUGCCUGAAACCCAGGCCCUCUAAUGUGGAACCCAGCGCAUUCUUGUUACUCCACUGUGGUGUCAAAGAUAAGCUUAUAAGUAUGAUUUUAGACAAAGUACAGGAACAAUAUCUAAUUAUCUGAAGUUGGCUUUUGUCAUUAAGGAAAUCAGAAAGUUUGGACAACUCAGGGGUGGAUUUCCAUCCCAGAUGGUUUUCACUACUUGUUCUGUAAUUAAGCUUAUUGUCUGUGUUCAGGUACCGACAUUACCUUAGAGGCUGGGAGUGAAUCUUGGUUCCGGCCAAGGGGUCAACAAACUUUUUUUGUAAAGGGUCAGAUGACAAAUAUUUUAGCCUUUGUAGUUUCUGUUCCAGCUGUUCUGUUGUAGACAAUAUAUAAACCAACAAGCAUGGCUUUGUUCCAAUAAAAUUUAAUUGACUUUGAAAUUUAAAUUUCAUACAAUUUUCAUGGGUCACAAAUAUUCUUCUUUUGAUUAUUUUUAUAAAAUCUUUUUCAAGGGUAUGAAUAAUUCUUUGGCUUCACAGGCAGCAGGCUGGUUUGUUCUGUGGACUUACUCUUCUUUUUUAUUUUUUAAAGAUUUAUUUAUUUAUGCAUACAAGAACUGGGGUAUAGGCCAGAGUUGUGGGGGGGUGAGAGGAUUCAUCAGAGACAGAAUGGGGAGCAGAACAGGCAGAUUAACUGAAAUACACUGCUGAGGGGAGCAGUGGGCGAGACAGGAGAGGUCUGUUGCGCCAUGUGGAUCACCUCCCCAGCGGGGGAUAGAACUCAUCCUGCAGAGGCUGUGGACAGCCUCAGAGUGCUGCGUCUUAACCCCCUUGCACCACCAGGGACGCCCCGUGGACUUAUUCUUGACCAAGGAACCAUCAGGAAUUUGUUACAGGAAAUUAGUACUUUAUAAAUAAAUUAGAGUUAAUUUAUUUUUCUUUUGAUAACGGCAUUCCCAGGUAGUUACCAUCUAGUAUAUUUUUCUGAUGCCGAUGCAAAACAAGCACAGUAAAGUCAGAGCUGGCUAGGCAACAGUUUUGUUUCACAUAAACUGUGGCCACGGUGAAUAUCUUUUACCACUGUGCUGCUCAUUAUGGUGGAGAUUAUAAUAUUUCUGAGUAAUUUAUUUCCCUGUUAGACAUUUUUUUAAAGUUUUAUUGAAAUCUGCUACACUAUGGGGGUGUUUUGCACAUGUGACUAUGGUUUCUGCCUGUGUAUUGUAUUGGAAAACUGAAGGCCCCUGCAAUAGGUCCAAUGCUGAGAUGUGUAUACUUUGCUGUAUAUAAUUGUAUGUCCUGGUUCUCUAAACAGAAUUGGUUAUGUUUAGUGAAUAUUUUGAUCACUCUCAUGUGCUUGUACAUAUAUGUAUAUUUGUAUAUACAUGAUGAGGCGUGUAUUUAUACAUGGGUGUCUAUAUGUAUAUACCAUGACCAUUUGACGGUCUUUGUUGGGACUGUUUCUGUUUCUGAUAUUUUGAAACUUUAAAACCCAAGAGAAAAAGAAACUUGUGCGUGUUACAGGCAAAACCACUCUUGAGUUUAUAUAAUUUAGUUUGUAGAAAGGAUUCCUGGAUCCUUCACAAAGCCUUGCCUCCUCCAUUUGACAUUAAUGAGUUGUUAAGGACGGAUUAAGUGUCACUGUUGGAUUUGACUUUUCUAUACUGUUAGUUAAGAAACUGAGGCUAGUGUUCACUGAGUAAGUGGCAUGUUGAUGCAACCUGUAUAUGUUUUGUGUUUAAUUAGAUUUCUUAGUUAUUCAAUUUUUAGUUUCAAGUUGGACUUUGUUGUUUUAUAUUUAAUAGAUGACUUAAGUAUCAAUUCUUUUUCAUGAAAAUAGUGGCUAUGCUAAUGUGAUUUUAGAUAACUGAAAAUUUAAGCAAAUCAUCAAGCUCUUUGGGAUUUUUCACUUAAAAUUUACUGAUGCUUGACUAAUAUUUUCAGUUUCCCCCUGGAUAGUUGCUGUUAGGUAAAUAGCUGUUCAGUUCCAUCCUUCUAGAGAGGAAGUGGUUCUCUAGGGUUAUGGGGGGCUGCGGUGGUUGUGACUUUCAUCCAGGUCACUGGAGCAGUUACCAUUUCAUCACAUAGAAUGUCCUGGUCACCUGGAAGUGUGAGUGCAGCUUCUUCACAUGCCUUAUUCCCACAGAUGUGCUGAUAUGCUGGAACAAUCUGACUCCAGGAGUAUUGAUAUACUUUUUUGAGACUGCAAAAUACUAUUUUAUAAAAACAAUGCCUUUAAAUAGACAUUGAUGGGUUAUAUUUGUUUUAUAAUAAUUGUGUAAGUAAUGUUCAAUUGUGAUUGAUUUUGAGAAUUAUGUAUAUUUAUAAGCCUGUACUGUGUGAAUUUUUACUCUAAGAUAUGUGGUACCUUACUAAUAAAGAUACACAUUUCUAUUUACAUAAAAUAAUCACAGCAAUAUUCUUAGAUUUUACCUAAAUGAUCAUUCUGUCCAUUUGCCAUCACAAAUACUUUUACCUAUAGAGGAUUAUG
Talpa occidentalis (Iberian mole) is the source of this 7408-nucleotide messenger RNA. It is a transcript of the gene FRRS1L, whose product is annotated as ferric chelate reductase 1 like. The coding region runs from base 145 to 1026 and encodes 293 amino acids. The transcript is spliced from 5 exons. Gene Ontology annotation, biological process: regulation of glutamate receptor signaling pathway. NCBI's taxonomy places the organism in Eukaryota, Metazoa, Chordata, Mammalia, Eulipotyphla, Talpidae. The record is from RefSeq and is a predicted model, not a curated record.